This is a messenger RNA of Talaromyces rugulosus, 1485 nucleotides long. RefSeq lists its product as uncharacterized. The record is from RefSeq and is a predicted model, not a curated record. NCBI's taxonomy places the organism in Eukaryota, Fungi, Ascomycota, Eurotiomycetes, Eurotiales, Trichocomaceae. Bases 1 to 1485 code for a protein of 494 amino acids. Gene Ontology annotation, molecular function: FAD binding; oxidoreductase activity. The transcript has 5 exons.
AUGUUGUCUCAUCUUUCGUUCUUACUUGCGCUGCCACUCUUGGCCGCAACGCAAAGUCCCAAUACUGUUAAUUUAACCGAGACUUUUCGUCCAGCCUUAUCAGACGAAGCUGAGAUAUACAGCGUCAACGACCCGAACUGGACCACGGAAACAACACAACGUUGGUCCAACUGGGAUGCGCCGACCUACAUUGGGGCUAUCAAGCCUGCAACGGAACAAGAUGUAGCCGCAACGGUGAAAAUUGCGUCCCGAUAUAAUAUCCCGUUUCUUGCCACCGGUGGUGGCCACGGUGGAUCGCAAAACUUAGCUACAGUGAAAAACGCAAUUAGCAUCGAUCUGUCAAACUUCAACACUAUACAAGUUGAUGCGGAAAACAAUACUGUAACUAUUGGUGGUGGUGUGACUUACGGUGACCUCUAUGAUCCGUUGUACAGUAUCGGAAAGGAAAUUCAUUUCCAAAAAUUCACAGCUACCGGAAAUGCACGAUGUGUCGGGGUUGUCGGCGCAACCAUCGGCGCAGGCGUAGGCUUGCUACAGGGUAUCCGUGGCUAUACAUCCGAUGCUUUGCUCCAGGUGACCAUCGUGACUGCAGCUGGGAUACCCUUUAAUGCAUCAGCUACAGAGAAUUCGGAUCUAUUUUGGGCCAUACGAGGUGCAGGAGCAAAUUUCGGCAUCAUCACAUCAGCGACGUAUGAAAUAUACGACGCGACAAAUGGUGGACACGCUCAGAACGCCAAUUUGGUGUAUCCGGCAGCGACGAAUGGGUCUAUCUGGGACAUUCUAGAGUCAUUUGAUGAGACACUUCCAGCCGAGUUAUCGAUCACUAUCGGUGUGUCAUACAACCAAACCACUCAGGAGGCCUCGAUCGGAGUAAACCUCGUAUACUGGGGCUCUCAAGAGAACUUCGCGCAAUAUAUAAACCAAUUUAUUGCACUCGAUCCAAUCUCAUGGACCAAUGAGACCUUACCUUGGAAUCACUUGACGGACGCCGCAGACCGUGAAGCAGCAUGCGUGACAGACCUACAUGUUAACUUCUACUCUAUCGCCCUGAACCAAACCAAUUCCCAGGUGUUUUACGGAUUUUUUACCGAUUUCAUCACCUUUUCCCAAGAGAAUCCCACAUACGGUGGUACUUUUGGAAUUGAGCGAUACAGUGCAGAAGGCCCAAUGUCGGCGCCUGCAGAACGACGAGGUGUUUAUCCCUGGCGAGAGACUAAAAUUAACCUACUGUUUGAGAAUAUCUAUCCGACCAAUGAGACCCUAGACACCGUAGUAGACGGUUUCUACACACAGCAACGUCAACACUUUGACGAGCUUAGUGGCUUUCCUACAUUCGCAACAUAUAUCAAUUAUGCUCACGGCGAUGAAGGACCAAAUGCAUGGUAUGGAGACGAUGAUAACUUAGAGCGUUUAAUUACAUUGAAACGGAAGUGGGAUUCGAAUAAUUUGUUUGGAGCGGCGAAGCCAAUCCCGCUGAACAAAUGA